Molecule: messenger RNA, 309 nt
Organism: Staurois parvus
Lineage: Eukaryota; Metazoa; Chordata; Amphibia; Anura; Ranidae
Source: the annotation of a GenBank genome assembly
UCUAGUGAUCUAUAUACAGCAGGGAUGUCAAACUGGUGGCCCUCCAGCUGUUGCAAAACUACAAGUCCCAUCAUGCCUCUGCCUUUGAGAGUCAUGCUUGUCACUGUCAAUCUUGAAAUGCCUCAUGGGACUUUUAGUUUGGAAACAGCUGGAGGGCCUCCACACAGGCAACCCUCCAAAUGUUGUAGAACCACAAGUCCCAUGAGGCAUUGCAAGGCUGACAGUUACAAGCAUGACUCCCACAGGCAGAGGAAUGAUGGGACUUGUAGUUCCGUAACAGAUGGAGGGCCGUCAGUUUGGCACCCCUGC